Molecule: messenger RNA, 1277 nt
Organism: Fragaria vesca subsp. vesca
Lineage: Eukaryota; Viridiplantae; Streptophyta; Magnoliopsida; Rosales; Rosaceae
Product: probable adenylate kinase 1, chloroplastic-like
Exons: 4
Coding region: 29-853 (274 amino acids)
Biological process (GO): nucleobase-containing compound metabolic process
Cellular component (GO): mitochondrion; cytoplasm
Molecular function (GO): ATP binding; AMP kinase activity
Source: RefSeq, a predicted model, not a curated record
CCAGCCACCUCCCGCCGCCGCCGCCGCCAUGGCCGGACUCAGCCGCCUCGAACUGGCCGCGUCGCUGCUGAAACGACGCAGUUUCACCCUCCUCGCUCCUCGCCGCGCCUACGGAUCCGCCGCCGCGGCUCAGCUGGACUACUACUCCUCCUCCGAAGACGAAGAGUCAGAGAAGUAUAAGGAUCGGACGGCGGUGCUGGACUCCGCCGGGUGGGUCCCACGGAGAGGGAUACAUUGGUGUUUGAUAGGAGAUCGAAGUGCGAGGAAGCACUUGUACGCCGAGAGGCUCUCGAAGCUUCUGGAAGUUCCGCGCAUCUCUAUGGGCUCUCUCGUCCGCCAGGAGCUCAACCCUCGCUCUGCUCUCUACAAGCAGAUUGCGAAAGCGGUGAAUGGAGGGAAGCUUGUUGAGGAUGAAGUGAUUUUCGCAUUGUUGUCGAAGAGGCUUGAAGAAGGAUACUACAGAGGUGAAAAUGGAUUCAUUCUUGAUGGGAUUCCUCGAACUAGAAUUCAAGCGGAGUUGGUUGACCAAAUUGCGGAAAUUGAUCUAGUAGUGAAUCUCAAAUCCGCUGAUGAUAACUUGGUGAAAACGGAUCUAGGAACUGGAAGCUUGGCUCUUAGUCAAGAGUAUCUUAGGAUGAGUAACACUAUGCAUGAUGUAAAUCUGCAGGAAGAACAAUUGAAAUCCACAAAAGCUGAGCAGAGUAAGUCGUUGGAGGAUUACUACAGAAAACAGAACAAACUCAUCGAUUUUCACAUCAAAGGUGCCCCCGGAGAAACCUGGAAGGGGCUGCUGGCCGCAUUGCAUCUUCAGCAUAUAAAUGCUGUCAGUUCUUCCCAGAAGCUAACUGCAUGAUUUGGUUGCAUCUGGCUCUUUUUUGACCUCAUUAUUCUCUAGUAUUCCGGCGAUAUAGUAUAUAUGUUAUAUGUGAGUGAGAUUUAGAGAGCUGUUUUGAAGUUCAAGUGUCUUCCAUCUCAGCUUUGAAAAUUUUUGGACUUGUGAGUGAUGUUUUAGUGUAUGCCUUGUGACAUGUUGCAAGUUUGUAAUGUAGUGAAUGAUGGAACUGAGAUAAGGAACUGGUCUGUUUCUGGCCUAUUGAAAUCGAUCGUAUUACAUAAAUAAAGCAUUUCUGAUGUAAAAUGCAAUGGUACAAGUUAAGCUACAUUCAGAGUACCAGUGUCAUCCUAAAAUGUGUAUGAAGCUAACUUACGUCAUCCUAAAAUGUGGUAUUUUGCGUGGCAAAAUCAAAGCUCUUAUUAGUUUAUAACCUUUGAGAAUU